AUGGCACCCAAGAAAGAUAAAGGAGGGACGGUGACCACCGACAACUCUAAGACCUGGGAGCCGGCACUCAUUGCUGAACACUUAAAUCAGAACGAUUGGAAAGCCUCUAUCGCUUUUGUGAUUGGGAACCAGACUGAGGAUGAGCUUCCCAUCCAAGCCCUCACCCUGGCUGUCCGGGCCCCUCAGCGUAAACUCUUCAGUGUGGUCUCAUGGCAAGACAUUCUACAGCAGAUCAAUGAUGUGCAUCAACAUUUUGAUUCUACAGCUAAGAAGGGAAAGAAGCCUGUAGGCAGUGGUAUGCCCUUAUUUUAUGAGGUGCUAUUGGCAGCAAAGGCACUUAUGGACAACGGAGAAAAAUUAACAUUACCACUGAUAGGGAAGCUCUUAAAAUUUCAGCUUCUCCAGAUUAAAGCGAAGGACCAGCAGCGACGAGAAAGUGAGAAGAAGACGGUAGAAGACAGAUUUAAGUUAGAGAAAGAAAAGGGGAAAGGAAAAUCUCCCAAAGAGAAGAAGACCCCAAAUGCCAAGGCUGCCAAAGGAGGAGGAAGUGUUACAGGAGGAGGCGGGAAAGGAAAGGAUCAGCCUGAGAUAAGCACAGUAGUGAAGAAGACCACCGACUUAAAACGGAGGGGAGAGGAAGAUGAAACCAAGCGCUACAUUGACGAUGAGCCAGAUGAUGGUGCCCAGCAUUACAUUAUAGUUGUAGGCCUCAACAAUCCUCAACUAUUAGCGAUUAUGACUGAGCUUGGCAUUCCCAUAAGCAGCGUGAUUAAAAUAUCUUCAGAGAAUUAUGAACCUCUGCAGACACACCUGGCAGCAGUUAGCCAGCAGCAGGAAGUUUUUCUUCAGCCAGAAGAAAUUCAAGCUGUAAAAUUGAAGAAAGGAAAUGCCAUAAAAGAACUUGAAAUCUUCUGGAAGUACUUGGACCCAAUCCUGAAUAAUGAGAAACCUGAGACAAAUCUCUUUGAUGUUGCUCUGCUUGAAUACAUGGUCAAAGUUGGGGACUUCCCUUCAGACUGGGCAGACAUGGACAUGAUGAUGGAAUUAGGUACUCUUAUAUUUGAAAAUGUUGCCUGUUUGAUGUAUGACUGUCUGGAUUGGAGAAGACAACACCAGCACUACUUGGAAAGUAUGGAGCUUAUUAAUGUCCCACAAGUGGUUCCAGAGAAACCCAUCUUAGAGACCUUGCUGAUAUCUGAGGCACCACAACCUGUAGCUCCAACAGCUGGAAAGAAGAAAGCACAGUAUGAAGAACCACAUGCUCCACCACAAGUGAUUUUUGUCAUGACAACUGAAGUAGACAUGAGAUAUUACAAUGACUUGCUAAAUCCAAUUCCAGAAGAAUUCAUUUCGGUGCCCCUGAUAGUGCACUGUAUGGUGGAGCAGGUUGUGGCAACUGAAGAUGAUCUGGUACCUCCCAGCCUAGUGGAGCCACGUCCCAGAGAAGAUGGCUUAGACCACAGAAUUGCAACCCACAUUGUGUCUAUCCUGCCCUCUCUCUGUCUCUCAGAGAGUGAGAAAAAGAAUCUGCACAAGAUAUUCUUAUCAGAAGAAAAAGAAAAUGAACGUAAAGCAGUGCCCAAAGGCCCUCUCCUACUAAACUACCAUGAUGCACUUGCCCACAAGAAGUAUGCACUAAAGGACCAAAAGAAUUUCGAUCCAGUUCAAAUUGAGCGGGAGAUGCAGUCCAAGUUGCCACUGUGGGAAUUCAUUCAGUUCCCAUUGCCCCCGCCAUGGAACAGUACUAAGCGUCUAGCUAUGAUUCAUGAGCUCAUGCACUUUUGUACAAGUGAUGUCUUAAGUUGGAAUGAAGUAGAGCGAGCCUUCAAGAUAUUUACAUUUGAAUGCCUGAAACUAUCUGAAGUUGAUAAUGAAGGGAAACUGAAACCUUCUAGGAUGAUGGGUGGCACUGAUUCUGACAUCUUCAAUAUACCAUGGGACCACCCUGCCAGAUUUGCUAAACAAAUAAGAGAGGAACAUAUGAUGAAAAUUAGCAGUCAAAAUGCCAAGGACAAAAAAGAUAUUGACACCAAAGUUAAAACAAUAUUUGUGGAUGACACUUGGUUCAAAUUGUCACAAGAUGGUGAAACAAAAGAACUUUCGGAUGCCCCUCAGCCUGACACAAAUGAUAUGAAGCAGUCUAAUUCAACUAGUAUAAAACCGUUAGACUCUGAUAAUAGAGAGCUGUCAGAACUGGAGAACAGCAGCACAUAUACAUGGAUCCAAUCUGACUCCUUGGAGCAGACCACGGACAGCGAGAUCAAAGAUGAAGCAGUCACGCAGGCUGGUUCUAUUGAAAAGAAACCUAAGAAGAUGACAGUGGAAGCCAGUUUGGAGGACAUAAAGAAAACGCAGCAGCGCAGUCUAAUGGACUGGAGUUUUACUGAACAGUUUAAACCAGAAGUACUGCUUCAGGUUCUUCAAGAAGCCAAUCAGCAAUACAAGUGUAUUGAUUCAUAUUACCACACACAAGACAACUCUUUACUCUUAGUCUUUCAUAACCCAAUGAAUGAACAGCGACUACACUGUGAAUACUGGGAUGUUGCUCUCCACUCCAAUGUUGGAUUCAGAAAUUAUUUGGAACUUGUUGCAAAGUCUAUUCAAGAUUGGGUCACAAAAGAAGAAGCUAUAUAUCAGGAAUCUAAAAUGGCUGAGGAUAUAGCUAAGAUCUAUGCUGAUGCAGAAAGCAAAAUGGCUAGCAAAGCAUCUUUGCCAAGCAAAAAUAUUUCUCCUAAAAAAUCUAAAAGUAACAAAGGAAUGAGCAAAGCGGAUGUAUCAGAGAGUGAAAAGGAGAGAGAAAAAGAGAAGGAAAAGCUUUCUUUCGUUUUAGAAGGUUCUCUUAAGGCGUGGAAGGAAGAGCAGGAGCGAUUAGCAGAAGAGGAACGCUUAAGGGAAGAAAAAAAAGCAGAAAAGAAGAUUAAACAAGGUGGAAAAAAGAAAGGCAUGGAUAAGGCAGAAAAAGAAGAUAAUAAGAUAAUAAAGAAAAAAUCUUCUUUAAAGGAUAAAAGUAAAGAAGAAUCAUUAAAGAUCCUGGAACCAGUAGUUGAAGUCACGCAAAAGCCAGAACCUGCUAUCAUUUACCCGUUUCAAGGAUACAAUAUGGGAAAUAUACCUAUCCAAAUCUCAGGGACCAGUUACUAUCUGUAUCCUUCAGAUGGAGGACAGAUAGAAGUAGAGAAGAUAUCAUUUAAAAAAGGUCCAACUUUUGUCAAAGUGAAAGUGAAAAAGGACAAUCACAAUUUUAUGAUUCACUUAAAAGACCCUAAAACAAUUAAGAAAAGGGAAAAGCCAGAAGAUUAUUUUUCUUUAGAAGAUGAGAAGGAAGAUAAAAAUGAGGAGCCAAAGCCCAAAACAGAAAAAUCAGAUGUUAAGGAAAAGGCUAUCAGUAAGUUUGGAUCUUUUUCAGCAACCUUGGAAAAUGGAAUCUGCCUCUCAAUAAGUUACUAUGGAUCUACUGGAGUGGCACCAGAACACAAAGACCCCAAUUUGGAAACAAUGUUGGAUAUCCCCUCAGCACUUACUCCAACAAUGAUUCCUAUUGUAGUGACUGUUCCUCAAGGCAAACCAAAAGGAGGAAAAACAAAAGGCAAAGAAAAACCUAAAGGAUCCAUUAAAGAAGAGGAACACCCAAAAGAAGAAGAGAAAAAGGAAGAAGAUGAACCAGAACCUGUUGUGCAAGAGACUCCUUAUGUUCCUAGCUUUCAGAGUCUAAAUGUGUCGUGCCCCAAUGGGCUCCUACUGACCUUCCUUGGACAAGAGUUUUCAAAUCAAUAUAUCAGUGAUGAGGGACCCACUUGGGACAUCAUGAUCCGACAGAGCUACCCACAGAGGCUGAAACACUCUGAUUUCUACAAAACAGUGAUGCCACCCCUGGAGCAGGAAGCAUCAAGAAUUAUCACAAGCCAAGGCACUGUUGUCAAAUAUAUGUUGGAUGGCUCCACACAGAUUCUUUUUGCAGAUGGUACUGUGAGCAGUAGCCCUGAUUCAGGUCCUGUUUGUCUUCCUUCUGAAAUGCUAGCAAGCCCUCAUAGUGGAGAUUUAAUAGAAUCUACUUCUCAGCAAAAAUCAGAAACAGCUCCAUCUGAGACUGUCAUCACCAAGAAAGGGAAAAGUCACAAAUACCAGUCAUCAGUGGCCCACAAGAAUGAAAUGCAUGAACCUCCCCCAGAGAUGGUUCAAACAGUAACUCCUGUGGAGGUUCACAUAGGCACCUGGUUUACAACCACGCCAGAAGGAAAUCGGAUUGGCACCAAAGGACUGGAAAAAAUAGCAAACUUGACCCCGUUUUUAUCCUUUAAGGCCACAGAUCCUAUGAACGGAACGGUUAUGACAACCCGAGAAGACAAAGUGGUCAUUGUUGAACAGAAAGACGGCACUCGUAUAGUGGAUCAUGCUGAUGGCACCAGAAUCACGACAUUUUAUCAAGUUUAUGAAGAUCACCUUCCUCCAGAGGGUGAAGAUAUAACUGAAGGUUUUCAGACUUUCAUCAGGCAAGUGAAAUGUAUGCAGAUAGAGAGCGCUCACUAUGCCACGGUUAUCACCAACUGUGAGGACAGUAGCUGCUCUGCCACCUUUGGCGAUGGAACAUCUGUUAUUGCAAAGCCACAGGGAACAUACCAGGUGUUACCUCCAAACACAGGCUCUCUUCAUAUUGAUAGAAAUUGUACAGCUAUAUAUUGCCAUGAGCCAAGCAGUGAUCUAUACCAUCCUUUCCAAAAGCGCGAGCAGCUGAGAGCUAGCAGGUACAUCAUGACGCACACGUCGGAGAUUAUUUGUGAGGUCAUAGAUCCCGAAGGAAACAUUUUCCAGGUCAUGGCUGAUGGGACUACAUCAACUAUGUUACCAGAACAAAACUUCGAAGAGGAUUUAAGUUCAAACAAUGAGGGCUAUGAUAGUCUAUCAUCUUCUCACCUCCAGAAGAAUCAUCUGCAAAUCUAUGGUGAACAUGUCCCCAGAUUUUUUAUUGUCUAUGCUGAUGGAUCAGGAGUGGAACUUCUUCGAGACAGUGACAUAGAAGAGUUUCUAUCUUUGGCAUAUGGAGAAUCCAUGACUCUAGUUCGUCAAGAGCCAGUACAGGAACAGCCAGGUGCCCUGAGCAUCACUGUCCUUCGUCCUUUUCAUGAGAUAUCACCAUGGAUAAUGAAGAAGAAAUUAGACACAAUUGUUCCCCCUAAUCUCCAAUCAAGGACAUGGGAGACAUUCCCCUCGGUUGAGAAAAAAACCCCAGGACCUCCAUUUGGUACUCAGAUUUGGAAAGGUCUUUGCAUUGGGUCCACACAGCUAGUAAGUGCCCCAGCCCCCAUACUCAAGAAUCCCAGUAUACUCCAGGUUCGCCAGUUCAUCCAACAUGAGGUCAUACAAAAUGAGCUGAAGCUGAUGCUGCAGAUCUCCCUCAAGGAUUACAUAAACCAUAUCUUGAAGAAAGAAGAUGAGCUACAGGAAAUGAGAGUGAAAGAUUCCAGAACGGAGGAGGAGAGAGGCAACGCUGCAGAUCUCCUUAAGUUAGUCAUGUCUUUCCCCAAAACAGAGAAAACUACAAAAAUUCAUACUACUGAAGUUGCAGCCCACCUAGUCAAUUUAUACAAGCAGUAUUUGGAUAAAACUCCGGAGUGUUUACCAGAAUCGCUUACUAGUGAUUUGUUUGAAAAACAAUGGAGGAAUGAAAUUGAAGAAACAAAAAAAUAUCUAACAUGUAUUAGGAACAAAACAAUACCACCGUACUUCAAAUCUGAAUUGAGCAACUCAUAUCAGACUCAGUUUAAUUAUCUAGACAGCCUUUCCAAAGAACUACCUCCUUUGAUGAGGAAAGGUGAGGAUGUAAACAACAUACAUGCUCCAAAAACAUCUACUCCUUCAGAUUUUAGUCCACAUACGGCGUCAGAGCUAGAAUCACCGGAUACGCUUAGUCCUCCAAAAUCACAGAGUUCUGUGACAAGCUGUAAGUCUACUACUCAGGACCAAGAUAAAAUUUCAACAGCAUCUACAUACGAAUCAGAAUAUUCUACACCCCUGAAAAUUCCAACUCAGUCGUUGCUGCAGGAUGUUAUGGGACAAGUGAGGAAAGAGAAAGUGAAAUUGCCUCAUUAUUUCCUGAGUGCCAAGCCCAGAUCUCAACCUCUUUCAAAGGUGCAAGAUUCUGUCGGAGGAAAAGUGAACACAUCUUCUGUUGCCUCGGCCGCCAUUCGUAAUGCAAAGUCAUCCCCGUUUGGGUUCCAUCUCUUCCCAUCAGCAGUAAACUUUGGAGUUCUUAGAGAAGGAUAUACCUAUGCAGUCAGCGUAAAACUCAAGAACAUUGGUGUGGAUUUCUGCAGGUUCAGAGUGAAGCAACCACCACUUAGCACGGGAAUCAAAGUGACAUAUAAACCUGGGCCCGUGGCUGCUGGUUUGCAGAAAGAACUAAAAGUGGAGUUAUUUGCCAUGGCUAUUGGGGAUGGUGGGACCAAAGGCGUUUCACACAUCUCCCAUAAUAUUGAAAUUAUAACUGAGCAUGAGAUUCUGCUCUUACCUGUGGCAGCAACAGUUUUAACAAAUAUGAAUUAUGAUAACAGACCUAAAGAUUUUCCUCAAGGAAAAGAAAAUCCCAUAGUCCAGAGAAUAUCUACAAUUCCUUCUGCUGCACUUGGAGUCUUCAUAUCUCAUAAAAUUUCUACAAAUUAG
This is a messenger RNA of Elephantulus edwardii (Cape elephant shrew), 6657 nucleotides long. RefSeq names its product sperm associated antigen 17 (gene SPAG17). Bases 1 to 6657 code for a protein of 2218 amino acids. The record is from RefSeq and is a predicted model, not a curated record. Gene Ontology annotation, cellular component: axonemal central apparatus. NCBI's taxonomy places the organism in Eukaryota, Metazoa, Chordata, Mammalia, Macroscelidea, Macroscelididae. Gene Ontology annotation, biological process: epithelial cilium movement involved in extracellular fluid movement; axonemal central apparatus assembly. The transcript is spliced from 47 exons.